Ruditapes philippinarum (Manila clam) is the source of this 3379-nucleotide messenger RNA. RefSeq lists its product as uncharacterized. The record is from RefSeq and is a predicted model, not a curated record. NCBI's taxonomy places the organism in Eukaryota, Metazoa, Mollusca, Bivalvia, Venerida, Veneridae. Bases 407 to 1696 code for a protein of 429 amino acids. The transcript has a single exon.
AUAACAUGCUCAAAGAGCCUAUAACACAGGUUUCACAGUAAUAUUUAUUCAAUAAAUGUACAUGCAUAUUUACAUUGAAUCGAUACAAAUUUGCUGUUACCUAAAAAUAAUCAUUGUAUGUGGUUUCUUGAUUAAACAAUAAGUAAAGUGGUAUAAACUGCAUAGUCUUGUUAUCUUGUUCAAAAUACGUCCGCCCUGAUAUUCAUACCACGUGAAUACCAUGAAUACAGUAAGGCUUGGAUUUUUAUGUACAUGUACAUGUAAAAUUAUAAAAAAAAUAAAAUUGAAAAUCAGCUCAAUAUUUCAGGGUGAUUGAUUCAAAGUUCAAACAAACAGAAAUCAACAGGGGAUUUUAGAAUGCAAUCUGAAUUCUUGGGCUUAAUACAGUAUUUAAAGAACCAAAAGCAUGGCUGCUGAAAUUAAUUUGCGAAGUUUUCAACAAUUAUUUGGACAUGAUAAAAAGGAUUUAGAUUGUGUCAUUAAUGCGAUAAAAGAUUUUAAUGAUAAUAAAGGCAAUUUGCUAAGAAUAACAUGUGAACUAAGAAGCAUGGGUAUAAUAAGCAAGGAAAAUUAUAGGAAUUUGAUUGAGUUGCAUCGUGGAGACAGGGACAUGUUAUUACCCGAGUAUAUUUUAAGAUUAUGGGUAAUGAUUCCUUUUGAAGACCUGUGUUUUAUUCUAGAUAGAGAGGGACUGAAUACAGUCGUUUUAAAGCUGCAGGAGGCGAGAUUUACACGUAUGUACAGAAAACCUCAAAAAAGAGAACUUCUUUUUGUAAAAUUCAUUCAUAAAUAUUACACAAAUCUAAAAAGCCAAAUAGAUAACAACUGUUUCAUUGGUGGCAAACAGGGUAUCAGAAUUAUUCUAAGAGCACUUCUUGCUAAAUGGGAUGACACCGUGGCAUCAAGUCAAAGCACAGAAAACGAUCGGCAGUUAGCAAUGGAGAAAAAAGCUGUAGGUCUUGUCUUACUUAUGCAGCAGUAUAAAAAUCCAGAGAAACGAGAGAUUAUUCUUACACAAGCACUAAAAACAGAGACAAAUGGAUGCGAUAACAUGUCCCUUCAAAUAGUUUGCCAUUCAAAAUUGGCGUGUACAGAAGCGUUCAGAGGAAACAAUGCUGCUGCUAAAGAACAUAUUACACACGCACAAGCUCUUUGUGAAAACAUUUCACCAUGCUUUGCUGUGAUAUCUGCUUUUCAUGACUUUUUAUUUGUGCAAAGAUUAUUCUUCUCAAACAAACAGUCAAACGACAAAUCUGAAACUGUUAUGACAGGAAGUGAAAAUGCUCUUUUAUGUAUGUUUGAGGAGCAAGAAGAAGUGCAAAUUAUGUGGAAAAGAAUAAUAUUGCAAUUCAUGGUAAUGUCUUUACUGAAUAUAAAAUUGGACUUUGAAGUUCAGAGAAAUGAAAUCACAAAAGAAAACGUAACAAAAGCUAAUGAACUACUUCAUGAAAUUGAUAAAAGCAGCCAAAAUAUUGAAAAGAGACGUCAAAUGAUAAAGAGUCUGUGUUAUGGGGUAGUUUGUGAGAUGCAAGGCGAUCUGGACAGCGCUCUAGUCUAUGUUGAUGAAGCACUAGACACAGCAAAGGACGGAGGCUGUUUCCAUAGCAAUGAGCUGCACAAUAUUGAAGAAUAUCAUGAUUAUCUUUCAGCUCAGACAUCUAGAAAAUCUCUGUUAUAUGAAAGAUCACAAAAGUAAUCAACUGAAACUGAUAUUGGCCUUUUAAAUAUGAUACUAGUAUGAUUGAACAAAUGAUGCUCUUUUAGUCAAUUGGAGGAUUCAGAUGGAACUUAUUAUAGUUUACGUCUUUCCAAACUUCAUUUCAAAAAACAGACAGUCAAAUGGAACUUAUAAGAGACAUAAGGAGCUAAUGAUGGUCUUAUUGGAGUUAAUGAUUUUUGUGAGGUUCUAUAGAAAUUAUGUACCAUAGGUUAUCUUUAUUUUAUGCUUUUGAGUGGAUUACUGAUUUUUCCAUGAAAAUUAUAUUUGAUAAUUUCGCAGUGAAAAAUUAUCAAAAUAUAAUUUCACACUUUUCAAUGAAGAGGUUACUUUUUUAAGAUUUUCCCCAUGUGGUAGGUACCUCAAUUUCAUUUUUGCUUUGAAGUGGCUUCUAGAAUGUUUACUCAUCUGUCGACAAUUAUUGAGACUAUUGUCUUAACAAUCCUCAAAUAAGUUUUCUUUUAUAUGAGUGUAUGUAGAAUUAACAAAUCCAAAUGAAAUCCCUCUGAAUCAAUUUCCUCCUUAACACAACUUUAAAAAUUGCGGUCGCAUACAUUUCAAAGGCCAAUCUAAUAUAAACUUCUGCGGAAAUAGACAGAAAAAGCUUGGCUUGGUGUAACUUUUUCUUCUCUUAGAAAUGUUUGUUUUAAUUAUUAAAACAAGCAAUCAUUCAUUUUUUUUACAAAAAAUAUCAUCACCAUUUAACGUUGAUUUUUGGACUCAGUUGAUAUUGAGGAAAUUUCAUUUAAACUUGUUUUUAAGCAUAACAGAAAAAGAAAAAUUUGUUUGUAUUUUUGUGUAAGAUGUAUUUUUUCCAUACUACACCACUCACGAGAAUACUGUUUUUAAAGCUCACUUUAAAAAAAAAAUCAUUAUAUAUUAUUUAGAACUAUCAUUGUCACCAAAGUAGUUAAUGAGGACCAUAAAAGUACAGCUGAAAUGUAACAAGACCAAGUAUGUAAAUGACAUCAAUAGAACUGAUAAAAUGCUAUGUCAAAAGUAAGUUGUUCAGCUUUUUGUGUAUUUGAUACUACUAUGUGUAAUAAUACAUUUAUAUGUACAUGUAUUUUCUUAGUAUGUAAUUUGGAAACUUAUUAUAUAUUUUUUUUAAGCUAAGUUGAUUUUUCUCUGGAAAAAAACCCAAAACAACAGUUAAAGAGUCAUGCUUUUAAAUAUUUAGUUUAUUCAUAUCCAAAUAUUAGUUAUAUCAUAUUUAAUUACUCACUCCAUAUAUACAUGUAGUGAUUAAACUGUACAAUGUAAAUAUUAAACAUUAACAGACUUGACUACAUACUUCCUGUUAAACAGACAUGUAUUAUUGCACUUCCUGUUAAACAGAUCAGUUUUAUGUUAAAAGUAAUCUUAUCUCUCCUUUACUGAGAAAAAUGUAAAUUUGUUUGUUAACGUUGCAGACACAUCAAACAUUUUCUUAAGAUUAAAGGCACUGGACCGUUUUCAUGAGAAUUUAUUUUCAGGGGCUAAGGGAUUACAGAUAAAAACCAACUUUUAACACUAAUAAAAUAUGUUUUAUUACUUUUCAUUAUUAAAAGUAUAAUACAAUAAUUUCAGGUAAUUAAACCAAUUGUACAUGGUACAAUGUUGUCACUUUUUAAACUAUUGUUUAAAUGUUAUUGCAUUUUAAAAUUGCAUACAUACAUGUAC